Molecule: messenger RNA, 2164 nt
Organism: Peromyscus californicus insignis
Lineage: Eukaryota; Metazoa; Chordata; Mammalia; Rodentia; Cricetidae
Gene: Mzt1
Product: mitotic spindle organizing protein 1
Exons: 3
Coding region: 117-356 (79 amino acids)
Biological process (GO): gamma-tubulin complex localization; mitotic spindle assembly; microtubule nucleation by interphase microtubule organizing center
Cellular component (GO): centrosome; spindle; interphase microtubule organizing center
Source: RefSeq, a predicted model, not a curated record
GGCGGGGCUCGGCCGGCGUGAGCGCGGCCGCGCGGUGGGAGUGCGGGGCCGAGAGGCGGGCGCUCCGUUUCCGGGUCCGGCCCUCUCCCACCGGCCUGGGCUUGCUCUUCUUCUCCAUGGCUAGCGGCGGCGGCGGCGCGGGCGCGGCGGCCUCGACCAACCUCAACGCCGUGCGGGAGACCAUGGACGUCCUACUUGAGAUUUCAAGAAUUUUGAAUACCGGUUUAGAUAUGGAAACGCUGUCUAUUUGUGUACGACUUUGUGAACAAGGAAUCAACCCGGAAGCUUUAUCGUCUGUUAUUAAGGAGCUUCGCAAGGGUACUGAAGCACUGAAGGCUGCUGAAAAUACAAGCUGACUUCCGGGAAAGUCCUGAACACAUAUGCCAAGCUCUGAAAGAAAAUUUGAAGAUUGCAUUGUAGUCGAGAUGUACAAUGAUAUUACUGCUUGCUGCGUAGAAAAUGUUUUCUUUUUAAAAGAGUUUUAAAACCAUGGCUGUGUGAGUCAGUGGGAAGUGGUUUAAGGGAAACCUAGCAGGCAUGUUUACAUCACAGCCAUCUUGUUAAUGGCCCCAAUUCCAUGGCAUUGCUGUGCUCUUAUUUAUGUAUUCCUUAUUUAUAGCUCUGCUAGCUGUAAUUUCUAAACAGUAUCUCUCAGAUGUACACAGCUGUUGCGCCUGGUUGAAGUUAGUGGAACACAUCAGAGGGGAUGAAUAGUAGUUAUGACUUGUUGACAUUUCCAUUAGAAACCUUAAUUUUGAAUUGUUUAUGCAUAAUAACUGACUAUGUGUUCCACUAGGCUGAAAGUUGAUGGGAUUUCAACAGCCAUUUGUGAAUUUUGCCUUUUUUUGUGUUUCACAUCUUGUUUUUUAGAAAAGAAUCAAAGGCAUAUCUUCUAAUCAUAUCUUUAACAAAAUAUUUAGUUUUUUAAGUAGUCUUUUGGCAGUUAAAAGUAUUGACUAAAACUUAGAACUUUUAGAAACUUAAGAUUUUAAAAAUAAUGCCAGGACUUGGCUUAGCAUUAUUUGUAGUUUUGAACCAUUUAAACCUAAUGAGAGUAGCUGAGAAUGCUUUUCUUUCUAACUUUUAUACCCAAAUAAAGGCCUAUAUAAUAAUGUAUAAAGUGAAAACAGCAAACACGCAAAGUUCCUUUUUAAUUUUAUUGCCUAAAAAUAAUAGGAAUGCUAACUCUUUAAUCCUGAGUGGCUGUUUAAUCAGUACAUAGGUGGUGUAUUUCAACAAAUUGAUUCAUAAUAUUUUCUGAAGUAGGAGUUCCACUUGUUAAAAAAACUAAUGAAAUGUGUACUAGUAAUUUUAAGUGUGACUUUGCAGAAAAAAAUUGUGUGUCAUUAUUUUUACCAUUAAAGCUUAAACUCAUGAAAAUGAUGGUUCAAAAAUAAAUUUAAAAAAUGUAUGAUGGCAUUAGUUCUGUUCCUGUAACAGAAUCUCAGUGGAAUAUUUUCACAGUCUUAAUAUAGAUUUAAUCUGAAUUUUUGCUUCUUAAAUUUUCUCUGACAUUUACAUGAUGUACAAGCAUUCAUUUUUCUGUAGCCUUUUUUGUAGUUCAGACAAAUGGAAGUGGUUUCUAAGAGAUUUAGUAAUUAAGCAGCUACCCUCUCUGCUGCCUGCCCUUAAACUCAUCUCAACCAUUGACGUGUAUUCUCUGCAACCAGAAAACUGGGGCAGAGGAAUUGUUCACCGCAGGCCACCUCAGGCUGUAUAGGCAGCAUAGUGAGACCCAAUCUCCACAGACAAAAUGUGGACUUGUGGCUAUUUUGACUUUUUAAAUGCAUGACAUCUUUACUAAGUAAAUUGAAAGGUCUACUAUAGGCAACUCUCCCAAGUUGGGAGAUAGUAAGAACUUGUAAGAAUUGUAUGAUUGCUGAUGCACAUAUUGCAUGUUAUUUAUAAAAUCAAAAAAUACUUUCUCAGACUCCACAACUUGUAUUUACUUCUAGACCAUAGAGUUGAUAGUUUUAUUUAUGGUUUUGUAGAUUAGGUUAUUUAUAUGUGAAACAAAGUAGGAAAAUAUAUUGAGAAAGGAUUAUAUUUAUAGAGAACAUAUUGUGUCUCAUGUUUAUAGGGAACUAUAUUGUGUUUCGUUUUUAAAUGUAAGCGUAUUUUUAAUGAGCUCAUAAGAAAUAAAGAAACCAAUGAUACAAUGGCA